AACGAUUUGUGGGCGGCAACUGCUUCUGGUUUUACUCCCCAACAAGGAAAAGGAAGAGCAUAAAGCAGCAUUUGCGAGAAACACUUGUGGCCGUCAAUCUUUCUUUCUCUAGAUUCAGCCAAGUGUACAAAAGAGAAACAGUGGGAUGGCAAGCUCCGGGAGAUCCUUGCAGGCAUCUGCAAUUAAUAACGAGUAAUUUACCGAGCUCUUUAAAACGAUGUGAGGCCCUUGUGCUCUGCUGAUAGUUCAGACGUAUCGUUCACCUUUAGCCGGAUGGACUGAUUGCACGGACUUUAACAUGGGUGUUCCUGCAUAACUCCAAGGAAGAUAGAGAGGAAUAAGAGGAAAAGGGGACGAAGACCAAAAGAAAGAAAGAUCCUUGCCUUCUUCUCCUCAUUGUUCUUUGCAUCAAAGCCGAAAGCCAUCUUGUUCUUGAAGAUAUGUUUUUUUGAUAUUUAUGCUUCUGUCUUUAGCUGUAUUGUUCUGCCAAAAAAAUCCUGGUUUUAGUUCUUAACACAGAGGAAAGUAUUCUUUCCAGCUUCAAUAUUCCGACUUUAGACUGUUCUUGACUUUUGAGAGAUACCCACUUCCUUCUUGCCACUUGCUGAAACUUUGGCUUCUACUUGAGGUCUUUUUCCUUAUAGAAAGCAUUGCCUUAGAUGGUUAUCACAAACCUUUGUAUGAGCUUGAGUCUGGAAGAAGAGUGUUUGAGGUGUUAACUUUCAUUGCAGAGCAAUCUAAACAAUGGAUGAGGCGAUAAGAGAAUUUUGAAACUUUGGUCUGCCUUGUUUUCACCUCUCUUGUUUUAAUUUGUCGCUUUCCUUUAUGUUACUGCCGAAGUCCAAGAAAGCGAUUGAGUGAAACGUGGGUUAUGAUUCGCUCUUCUUUUUUCCAUGUCAUCCGAGUCAUAAAGUUUUCUUCUUUGUCUUCUGUCGAACCAUUAAGAGAUGCUUUCACUGCUUUGAGUAAUCAUAACAACAAUCACUUUUCUCGUUUUAUCUAUAUGGAAAGCUUCUGAGUCGGUUUCAAUUCUCCGUUCGAUAACGUUGUUUUUAGAAGUUGGUGUUAUGCGGUUGAAUUCCUUGCCUGCGAUGAGGCUGGCCUCCCUGUUUCUGGGCUUGUUUUUGGGUUCUGUUUUGGUGGUGAUCGUUGAUGGAAUUGGUGUUAAUUGGGGAACGCAGUCUUCCCAUGCUCUGGAGCCUCAAAUUGUGGUUGGAAUGUUGAGAGACAAUGGGUUCAAGAAUGUCAAGCUUUUCGAGGCAGACUCUAAAAUCAUGACUGCAUUGGGUAACACCGGGAUUGAUGUCAUGGUUGGUAUUCCAAAUGACAUGUUGUCAACUCUGGCGCGCAGUACAAGUGCUGCUGAAGAAUGGGUUUCCAAGAAUGUUACUGCCUUCGUUUCCAAAAACGGAGUGAACGUCAAAUAUGUAGCUGUUGGAAAUGAACCUUUCUUACUUACUCUCAAUGGAACCUUCCUCGGGGUCACUUUCCCUGCUCUUCAAAAUGUUCAGAAUGCUCUUGUUAAGGCUGGUUUAGCAAACAGAGUGAAGGUUACAGUACCCUUCAAUGCUGCUGUUUAUCAAUCUUCAACUCAGUACCCUUCCGGGGGUGACUUCCGGUCAGACAUUCGUGAUCUCAUGCUGUCCAUUGUGAAAUUUCUUAGUGACAAUGGAUCCCCAUUUACUGUUAACAUCUAUCCAUUUAUUAGCUUAUAUAGUGACCCAAACUUCCCAGUUGAUUUUGCAUUCUUUGAUGGCACUGCACAACCACUGGAUGACAAUGGAAGGACGUACUCAAACGUCUUUGAUGCCAAUCAUGAUACAUUGAUUUGGGCACUCCAGAAGAAUGGAUUUGGCAACAUGUCAGUGAUUGUUGGGGAAAUUGGCUGGCCGACUGAUGGUGAUAAGAAUGCAAAUCCCCAAUAUGCUCAAAGAUUCAAUCAAGGUUUCAUGAAACACAUCUCCCAGGGGCAGGGCACGCCCAUGAGAAGUGGACCUGUUGAUGCUUAUUUGUUCAGUCUCAUAGAUGAGGAUGAUAAGAGUAUUCAGCCAGGAAACUUUGAGAGGCACUGGGGCAUCUUCAACUAUGAUGGAACUGCAAAGUAUGUUCUGAAUUUGGGUCAAGGAACUAGCAGCCAGCUGAUCCCAGCAAAAGGUGCCAAGUAUAUGGCCAGGAAGUGGUGUGUAUUUAAACCAGGAGCUAAUCUGACGGACUCUCACGUCGCUGAUAGCGUGAGCUAUGCAUGCGCCCUAUCGGACUGCACGAGUCUUGUAUAUGGUGCAUCUUGCAACAAUCUGGAUAGCCGUGGGAACAUAUCAUAUGCAUUUAACAUGUACUAUCAGAAGAACAACCAGGUUCCAAUUGCUUGUGAUUUCAACAACCUUGCUACAGUGACAACCACGGAUCCAUCAACAGGAAACUGCAAGUUCGAGAUCAUGAUUGAUCAGAGUGUGACACUUACUGGUGGGUGCAAUUGCAGGCAGGUGACAUUUGCAGAAGUUCUGUGUUUAUCGAUAUUUGUGUUCUCAGUUUUGGCAUUCCUGUGAUUUAAUUUGUUUCUUCAUUUUACAUGAAAUAUUUAUUCUGGGCUUUUUCCUUCUUCCUGCUACUGGUUAUGUAUGAUCUCUGGGAUCCAAACCCGGCAUGGAAACUGAGCUACUCAGUUCACAAUGGCAGGAUAUUUUGUACAAAA
This is a messenger RNA of Nymphaea colorata (pocket water lily), 2692 nucleotides long. Its product is annotated as glucan endo-1,3-beta-glucosidase 5-like. Gene Ontology annotation, cellular component: plasma membrane. Gene Ontology annotation, biological process: carbohydrate metabolic process. Lineage: Eukaryota; Viridiplantae; Streptophyta; Magnoliopsida; Nymphaeales; Nymphaeaceae. Gene Ontology annotation, molecular function: hydrolase activity, hydrolyzing O-glycosyl compounds. The record is from RefSeq and is a predicted model, not a curated record. The coding region runs from base 1068 to 2546 and encodes 492 amino acids. The transcript has 3 exons.